This is a messenger RNA of Pimephales promelas (fathead minnow), 1578 nucleotides long. Its product is annotated as Y-box-binding protein 2-A. Gene Ontology annotation, molecular function: nucleic acid binding. NCBI's taxonomy places the organism in Eukaryota, Metazoa, Chordata, Actinopteri, Cypriniformes, Leuciscidae. The record is from RefSeq and is a predicted model, not a curated record.
AUCGGGAUAAAAAGUUUGAGGUGGCCGCUUGAGUAGCUCAAAGUUUUGUGAGUUGUAGGGAGGGGGUUAAAUCCAGAGAGUGAAGAUGAGCGACACAGAGGCGUCUGAGCAACCUCAACCCGAGAGAAAAGUCAUUGCAACAGGUGUGCAAGGAACUGUGAAAUGGUUCAAUGUGCGCAAUGGAUAUGGCUUUAUCAAUAGAAAUGAUACUAAAGAAGAUGUAUUUGUUCACCAGACGGCAAUAAAAAAGAAUAACCCAAGAAAGUUCCUUAGAAGUGUGGGUGACGGUGAGGUUGUCGAGUUUGACGUUGUCGAAGCAGCUAAAGGCUCAGAGGCAGCGAAUGUGACCGGUCCAGGAGGUGUACCUGUCAAAGGCAGCCGAUACGCCCCCAAUAAACGCAGAUUUCGUAGACGCUUUUACCCUCGUAAUGCACGGCCUGCUGAAGGAGAGGAGAAAGCUGGAGAAGCUGGGGAUGCUCCAACUGAUCCCACAACUGAGGGAGAGGGCAGCGAGGAGAAAGGAGCCCCUCGGCCACGUCCUCGCCGCCAGCGUCCACGCAGGAGACCUGUUCCACCACAAGGCGAGGGAGAAACUGGUGAGAAGAAUGAGGAAGUAGAUGGUGCCCAGCAGAGGCCGCCACCUCGCAGGUUCAGACCUCGAUUUCGAAGGCCGUUCCAACCCCGGCCACCCCCUGGAGAGGCUCAACAGAUGGUAGCCCCGGCAGAAGAGCAAGAGUCACCCCCUAAAGAGGACCAGACCAAUGGGGAGCAGACAGAUGAGCAGUCCCGGAAACCCCGCAAACAGUUCAGUCGGCGCAGACAGAGGAAGUCUGAAUCCGGUACCUCUAAAGAUGGAGACGAACCUGAAAAACCUGAGUCCCCAGACUCCAAGCCUGCUAAUGUCAAAUCCUCUGAAAAAUCCCCUAAAAAUGAAGCACCCGUCCCUACAGCUUCCAAGCCCUCAGAAUGAUUUCUGUGACAUGGAGGAAGUCAUGUGACCUGGCAAGAGGUUCCAAGAUGGGUUAGUUUGUGGGGUUGAACCUCGCCUGUCUCAUCAAACGUCUUUCUCCUCGCUUCUACGUCAUUGUCCCUCCCCCAAACUGGUCCGCUGCUUGUGGUCUGGACCCUUCAUCUGUCAGGGAGAGAGAAAGAGAGGGAUGGAUGGAUGGAAAGGAAGGGGCUGGUGGGGAAGGGAGGGUUGGGUUGUUGCAUACUUGGCCAUUUAAAAAGUAAAUAGUGCAAAAAAAAAAACCCUGCUCUAAAAGCCCAUUAUAUUUACAAUAUUUCCCCUUAAUAGUUUUGUUCUGUACUAUGGGCGAUGAGCAGUUGAGAAAAUGUGACCCAGUUCGGCUACUUUAAGUUCAUCAAAGAGAGGAAAUGCCAUCCAGUGUGAUGAGCACAGCACAUACUCUUCUCUUACUUGUAACUUGAUAAAAGGGGAAAAUGUGCAUCCAAUCAAAAUACAAUUUGGUUUAAAAAUUGUCCUUUUUUUCUUUUAUUUUGGUAUGUACUUUUACUUUGGUGGGGGUUGUGUGCAAUGCCAGUAAUGUAAAUAAAUUAUUUACUGACUCUCCUGAC